This is a messenger RNA of Daktulosphaira vitifoliae (grape phylloxera), 2592 nucleotides long. Its product is annotated as paired box protein Pax-6-like. Gene Ontology annotation, molecular function: DNA-binding transcription factor activity, RNA polymerase II-specific; RNA polymerase II cis-regulatory region sequence-specific DNA binding. The transcript is spliced from 12 exons. Gene Ontology annotation, biological process: regulation of transcription by RNA polymerase II; anatomical structure development. The record is from RefSeq and is a predicted model, not a curated record. Bases 355 to 2133 code for a protein of 592 amino acids. Lineage: Eukaryota; Metazoa; Arthropoda; Insecta; Hemiptera; Phylloxeridae.
UGAACCGCGCGGUCACUCGAAGUACACGCGGUGAUGCUGCUGUAGCUGCAACACUUAUAUGACUACACAACACAUUAACACACAUUAACGCAAAACCCGCUUACACUUCAUCGAAUCUCGGCGCUGUUAUCAAACAACGAUUGUUUGCUCGUGUAUGCUAUUCGUGAUUCGUCUUGGUGUACUUGAUACCAUUUUUAGCUAAGUGAUUUAAAAAUUCGUUUUCAUUAGAAAUUAUUUCAACUUUCCAAUAAUUUCAUGUUGGUCAAAGUUACUUUGAUUUAGUGUGCUGCCGCGUUAUUGGAUUAUUAUUCAACAUUUUGAGGAUUUUAAGAUCAACCAAUCUCUCGUCCGAGUAUGUUACAAGGCAUAAGUAGAACCGAACAAGCCGGCCUGUUGCCUCAUCAUCACCAUCACCAUCACCACCACCACCAUCAGUCUUUGGCCGCUCACCACGGGAUCGGUACAGGGUCGGGCUGGCCGCCGAAUCACCACGACGAUCUCGCUCAUAAGGUUGGCAACACUGCUGAUUAUGAUGAUAGGAUUAUUGCAACUCGUGAAUUAGAUUUAGGACACAGUGGUGUUAAUCAGUUGGGAGGAGUGUUUGUUGGUGGUAGACCAUUGCCAGAUUCCACUAGACAAAAAAUAGUCGAAUUAGCUCAUUCAGGAGCUAGACCUUGUGAUAUAUCUAGGAUUCUUCAAGUUUCCAAUGGAUGUGUUUCAAAAAUUUUAGGAAGGUACUACGAGACUGGUUCUAUCAGACCUAGAGCAAUUGGUGGAUCUAAGCCUAGAGUAGCUACCGCCGAAGUAGUAUCAAAAAUUUCCCAAUAUAAACGUGAAUGCCCGUCAAUAUUUGCAUGGGAAAUUCGUGAUCGGUUGCUACAAGAAGGCGUCUGUUCCAACGAUAAUAUACCUAGCGUCUCGUCCAUCAAUCGCGUUUUGAGAAACUUAGCCGCCCAAAAAGACCAACAAGCUCCAACGUCGGUGUCUCCAACUUGCAGUUCAGCGGAUGCAGUUUACGACAAGUUGAGGUUAUUAAACGGGCAAGCUGCUGGAACAGGAACGUGGCCAAGACCAAAUCCAUGGUGCGUGGGAACCGAUUACUAUAUGUACCCUCCGACGUCUGGUGACAACCCGUUCAUGCCUCUGCAACCAUCCGGUCGUUUGAGUCCAAACACUGGCAAUUGCACUGUAUUGCCUGACAUUCUCGAUAAAAAAGUUUUAGAUUUAGACGGCGGAAUGGGUUCGGACGAGACUUGUACUUCCAUUGGUGACAAUUCCAAUCACGACGGAUCUCUGGGAGGAUGUGCUCCUGGAUCAACAAACGACGACGACCAGGCGAGACUUAGACUCAAAAGAAAACUGCAGCGAAACCGGACGUCAUUUACGAACGAGCAAAUAGACAGUCUGGAAAAAGAAUUCGAACGGACUCACUAUCCAGACGUGUUUGCCAGAGAGAGACUUGCCGGCAAAAUUGGGUUGCCCGAAGCCAGAAUUCAGGUUUGGUUUUCUAACCGUCGCGCUAAAUGGCGAAGGGAAGAAAAGCUUCGGACACAACGUCGCCCCAACUCCAACCAAAACCAACAAUCGAUGGACCCGCAGAAUCAACAACAGCAGCAACAGCAGCAAACGUCUCCUAGUCGGAUGAACGGGUUCACAACGAACAACAACACCGAACCUAAUCCUAACAUGUACACCACGAUUGGCGGACACGACGCUUUUGGGCCAAUGUCAAUGAACUUCGGCAUGCCGAGCAGCAAUAAUGAGAACGGGCUGUCCCUGUCCAUUAUGCCGGGACAUCAUUCGAUAACUGGCGAUCAACGAGACGCAUACGGUUGUAUGUCUAGGCCGACGUAUGACACAUCUCCGCCAUUAGCUAUUGGAACGCCAGGAUAUUUACGACCGCCAUUGUCACCGACUCCGAACAGUAGUCCACCAGCUCACCACACCGCAUAUCACCACCAUCCCCCACCAUCAUCAAUUAACGGUCACCAUCCACAUCAUCAUGCCCAUCAUCAGUAUAACAUGAACAGUUCUAACUCGACAGGUCUUAUAUCGCCCGGUGUAUCAGUACCAAUAGCUGUUCCAGGACAUACAACAGACUUAUCUGCCCAAUACUGGCCACGUUUGCAGUGACGCCAGGCUGUCAAGUAGAACAACAUAACAACAUUGAAUUAAAAAAUAUUAAAAUCGUGCAAUUUUCAACGAUAUUUGGAGUUAUUUAAUUAUAAAUGUAAAUAGUAUAGUAAUAAUUAUGAUUGUAAUUAAAAAAAAAUUAUAGCUUAAUAAAAAAAAACAAAAAUUGUACAUAAAUUAUAGUUUGUUUUUCUUUUUAACCAAACAAUGUCGAAUUAAUACUAAUAAUUAUUUUCAAACAGUUCACUAAUAAUUAAAAUAUAAGUGUAUUGGUUGUUCAAAUUGUAAAUUAAUAAUACUUAAAUAUACCAAAUUAAAAAUUACUAUACAUAUGACUAUUUUUAAUUUGUAAAUGUUAUCCUUAUAAGUACUCUGGUCGUAACGUGUCCAUUUGUGUAUUCUUCAUUUUAAAUUUUGAAUUAAUAUAUAUUUUUAUUAUACAUUCAGUUUCCAUUCAAG